AAACCUGUUCUCUGAAGAACAAGUUGUCCCCUAUAGGGAUCAAAAAACUUAAAGAACAAAGAUUUUGUUCUUCAGAAAACUGAAGAUUCUUGUUGUACAAAUCUUUGGAGAACACAUAUAUGAUCUCCAUAGGGGACAAAUGAAGAUCAUUUUUUUUGUUUUUUGAAGAACACAGAUUUUUAACAGUGUAUAUAUAUAUAUAUAUAUAUGCUUUAUUACUGUCCUUUGUGGGCAUAUUAAGACAAAAUACAAUAAGGUAUCAUGAAAAAUUUCUGUAAAUUAAUUAAUACAUUAUGAAAAUAGAAUACGCAAUAUGUAAUAAAAAAGGAACUUAUAGAACAGAAACACGCUACAUACAUCUGACAAUUGAACUAUAAAAAACAUUCAGAACAAAAUCAAGUAGUUGAAGAUUGAAUACCCGGUUGGUAUAUUGGAUGUUUUAUUGUUGAAUCAUUAUUACAAUCAACAUUAGAAUGUUUUCAUAAUAAAACAUGUUUUGAACAAAUACAAUAUUAUACGGAUUUAACUCAACCAGUAAAUAAUAUAACAAUACUUGAUUCAUCAUUACCAAGUCAAUAUCAGCCAACAACAAAAAUUGGUGAUAUUGUUAACCAUUUAAUGGUUGAAAAAUGGAAUCUGUCUAUAUUCUAUGAUAAAUAUUACGAACAGUGUCAACCAAAACAAUGUACAUAUAAAUAUGUUCAGCAAUCUAUUGUUUUAUAUAUAAUAACAACAAUAAUAGCUGCAAUCGGUGGUUUAACAACAAAAUAUUAA
This is a messenger RNA of Didymodactylos carnosus, 774 nucleotides long. Lineage: Eukaryota; Metazoa; Rotifera; Eurotatoria; Philodinida; Philodinidae. The record is from the annotation of a GenBank genome assembly.